AUGACCACAGACGAUGCUCCCAUUUCCACAAACUUCAUUCAGCAGGCGAUCAAUGCCGACAACGAAUCGGGCAGGUUCGACCGGCGUGUGCAUACGCGCUUCCCGCCUGAGCCGAACGGCUAUCUGCAUAUAGGUCACGCCAAAUCCAUCUGUCUGAAUUUCGGUCUGGCGCGAGAAUUCGAUGGGCUGUGCAACCUGCGCUUCGACGACACAAAUCCUACAAAGGAGAGCGUUGAGUAUGUCGAUUCGCAGAAGGAAGAUGUGCGCUGGCUCGGCUUCAACUGGCACGACAGAGAGCUCUACGCUUCCGACUACUUCGGCGAGCUUUACGAGUUUGCCAAGCAGCUUGUUCUCGAAGACAAGGCUUAUGUUGACAGUCUGAGCCAGGAUGAGAUACGGCAAUAUCGUGGCACCCUUACCCAACCCGGCAGGGAAAGCCCCUACCGCAAUCGCUCGGUCGAAGAGAACAUCGACCUGCUGGAGCGUAUGAAGGCGGGCAAGUUUCCCAAUGGCGCGCAUGUGCUUCGCGCCAAGAUAGACAUGGCGUCGCCCAAUCUGAACAUGCGCGACCCGGUGAUGUACCGCAUCCUGAAUACUGAACAUCACCGCACCGGCGACGAAUGGUGCAUCUACCCGAUGUACGACUUCGCGCACGGGCAGUCGGACUCAAUUGAAGGUAUCACGCAUUCUAUCUGCACGAUGGAGUACGAGGACCACCGACCACUGUACGACUGGUUCCUGCGAGAGCUUGGGAUGUACCAGCCACAACAGUUAGAGUUUGCGCGCCUGAACUUGAGCCACACCGUACUCAGUAAGCGGCGCCUGCUGCGCCUCGUAGAGGGUGGAUAUGUGAACGGAUGGGACGACCCUCGUAUGCCCACGAUUGCGGGCUUCCGCAGGCGCGGCUACACUCCGGAGGCAAUCCGCGACUUCUGCGACAGAAUCGGCGUGGCGAAGAACGCCGCGAUCAUCGACAUCGCUCUUCUGGAGCACAGCCUGCGCGACCAUCUCAACAAGACUGCGCCGCGCGCUAUGGCAGUGCUACGCCCGCUCAAGGUCGUCAUCACGAAUUACCCAGAGGACGAGACAGACUGGCUGGACGCAGUGAAUAAUCCGGAGGAUGAGUCCGCUGGUACGCGCAAGGUGCCCUUCUCGCGCGAAAUCUACAUUGAGCGCGACGAUUUCAUGGAAGACCCGCCGCGCAGGUUCUACCGCCUAGCGCCCGGGCGCGAGGUACGCCUACGCUAUGGAUACUUCAUUACUUGCCAAGAGGUGGUCAAGGACGAGAGCGGGGAGGUAGUGGAGCUGAGAUGCACCUACGACCCGGAGACACGCGGAGGAAGCGCUCCCGACGGACGCAGAGUGCGCGCUACGCUGCACUGGGUAUCUGCGGCGCACGCGAUAGAGGCGGACGUGCGCCUGUACGACCACCUCUUCACUCAGUGGAAUCCGGACGAAGACGAUGAGGACGGCGCAGACUGGCUGUCCUUCCUCAAUCCCGAAUCGCUUGUGACCGUCACAGACGCGAAACUUGAGCCGAGCCUCGCGGACGCGGUUCCUGGCACUCGCUACCAGUUCGAGCGGCAAGGUUACUUCUGUGUUGAUACAAGGGACUCCACUCCCGAACGCAUCGUAUUCAAUCGCACGACUACGCUGCGCGACACAUGGGCGCGGGUGCGACAAUCUCAGUCCAACGCCUGA
Molecule: messenger RNA, 1701 nt
Organism: Geodia barretti
Lineage: Eukaryota; Metazoa; Porifera; Demospongiae; Tetractinellida; Geodiidae
Source: the annotation of a GenBank genome assembly